Sorex fumeus (smoky shrew) is the source of this 1199-nucleotide messenger RNA. RefSeq names its product WD repeat domain 54 (gene WDR54). Lineage: Eukaryota; Metazoa; Chordata; Mammalia; Eulipotyphla; Soricidae. Gene Ontology annotation, molecular function: protein binding. The coding region runs from base 134 to 1141 and encodes 335 amino acids. The record is from RefSeq and is a predicted model, not a curated record. Gene Ontology annotation, biological process: cilium assembly; cilium-dependent cell motility; sperm axoneme assembly. The transcript is spliced from 9 exons.
CUGGGAUUCCCUCCCCCUAACAUGUGACCCGCGCCCAUCCUGAGCCAGCCCCAGGGCCUUACCCCCACCCGUGCGCCCCCAGCCCUCUGCAGGAUCCCCCGCGGCCCCGAGAUUCGGGCGUCUCUGGCCGAGGAUGUUCCGCCGAGAGCGCUCCAUCCCGCUUCGCGGCUCGGCCGCCGCACUGUGCAACAACCUCAGUGUGCUGCUGCAGCAGCCCGGCCGCAACCUCACGCAUUUCGGGGUGGUCCAUGGACCCAGCGCCCAGCUUCUCAGCGUCGUCAGCGACGGUGUGCCCUUGGCCCAGCGCCAGCUGCACGCUAAAGAGAGAGCCGGGGUGAGCCCCCCACUGAUCACCCAGGUCAGCUGGUGUGUCCUCCCCUUCCGAAUAUUGCUGGUUCUCACCUCGCACCGAGGAAUACAGAUGUACGAGUCUGAUGGCUCGGUCAUGGUCUUUUGGCACGCACUGCACCCAGAAGACAGCACGUCAGGACAAGCUGUGUUUGCCCGCGGAACUGCUGCCACCAGCCACUUCAUCUGCGUGGGAACGUGGUCGGGCCGGAUACUGGUGUUUGACAUCCCACCCAAGGGCCCCAACAUUGUCCUGAGCGAAGAGCUGGAUGGACACCAGACUCCAGUCACAGACAUUGCCACAGAGCCCGCUGAAGGACAGGACUGCAUGGCGGACAUGGUGACGGCAGAUGACUCGGGCUCGCUGUGUGUCUGGCGCUCAGGAACCGAAUUCAAGUUAAUGACCCGAAUCCCAGGGUUUGGGGUCCCGUGUGCCUCGGUCCAGCUGUGGCAGGGGACCAUCGCAGCUGGCUAUGGGAACGGGCAGGUGCGUCUGUACGACUCCAGCACGGGCGCGCUGCACGCCCAGAUUGACGCCCACGCUCGCGCCAUCUGUGCCCUGGACAUGGCUCCCGAGGCGGGCAAGCUGCUGUCCGCAGCCGAGGACACCUUUGUGCACAUCUGGAAGCUGGGCAGAAACCCGGAGAACGGCUCCAUUGAGGUGGAGCACUGCUACGGGGAGUGCAUCCCGGACACCCAGUUGUGUGGGGCCCGGUUCUGUGACCCCUUGGGCAGCUCCUUUGCUGUCACUGGCUAUGACGUCACGGAGAUCCUGAGAUUUCACCUCGUGUGAGAGAAAAGCCACCCCCUCUUUCUCCCUGUGCUAUUUAUAUAAAGCUCCCCCCAAACCC